Messenger RNA from Loa loa (African eye worm), 273 nucleotides. RefSeq lists its product as hypothetical. Bases 1 to 273 code for a protein of 90 amino acids. The record is from RefSeq and is a predicted model, not a curated record. NCBI's taxonomy places the organism in Eukaryota, Metazoa, Nematoda, Chromadorea, Rhabditida, Onchocercidae. The transcript has 2 exons. Gene Ontology annotation, biological process: regulation of focal adhesion assembly; positive regulation of stress fiber assembly. Gene Ontology annotation, molecular function: myosin II head/neck binding. Gene Ontology annotation, cellular component: stress fiber.
AUGAUCAUCGAAUCGUUAAAUUUGUUUUAUCAUUUGAGUUGCUUCCGAUGUUAUGUUUGUAAGAUGACAUUGGGAAAUGGAACUCGAGGUACCGAUGUUCGGGUCCGUGAUUCUAAACUUCAUUGCCAAAGUUGUUAUAACAAUGAGGAAUCUGGUCUUAAAUUUAGUAAACAAUGUUUAUUUAAGGACAAUAACAUUAAUCACUUAGUCAGACCAGUACCGCACAUUAGUCAUUUAAUCAGACUAACAUUUGGUCAUGCCAAUACCGCCUAA